AUGAUGGAUGCUGCUGCAAAACAGCCUAAAUUAGUAUCAGAGGAUGCAAAGAAAGUAUUGCCAAAAGAAAGUAUUGAGAAAAAGGAAGUGGAAGAAAACAGACUGAAUCGAGAAAAUCGAAUUCUGAGUCAGAUGGAGCGCAGAAUUGCCACUUAUCAGCUAAGUUGUACCAAAUUUGGUAAAGACACUCAAAAAAGAUAUCAAAAUCAAACAAUGUCAAAGUCACAACUGAAAUCGUUAAAUCUCGAAGAAGUUGAAGAGGAGAAGCAUGCACUUGCUAAACAUUUGCGCUCCAUUGCUCCAUUCAAUCACCGUUGGCAGGUGACUGAAACAAUCAAUGAAGGAACAUAUGGUGUAGUAUUUGCAGUGCGUGAUGUAGAAACCGGUACAAGAGGUGUCAUAAAAGUUGCUAAAUCAGUAGGUAAUGAUGCAGGUAAUCAAGCAGCAGAAUGGGAAGAUAAAGGUAUGCUUGCUGAUCAAAAUGGUGCAGGGAUGGAAUUUAUGGUACUUGAAAAAGCAGAAGUUGGAAUUGUGGAAUGGCUCAACAAUUACAGUGGUUUAAAACGGAAACUUGCAGUUACUCAAGCUAUGCUACAAAUGUUAAAAGGAAUUCAUGAUAUGCACCGAGAAGGUUUAUUGCAUCGUGAUCUGAAACCGGAUAACAUGGGUAUAUUAAGUAGUGAACAACCUUUUGUAGUACUGUUUGAUUUGGGCAUGACAAAAAUGUACACUGAUGAAAAUGGAGAAUGUCGGACACCACGAUCAAUAUGUCCGUUUCGUGGUACCCCGGAAUGGUGCAGUGGGUGGGCAUCAAAAGGUCGUGAGCAGAAUCGUUUCGAUGACUUAAUCGCAUGGUUAUAUGUAGCAUGUGAACUUUACGACCCAACUGCUAGCGUUACACAGCCAUUGCCUUGGACAUAUCGUCAAAGCGAACGGAUUGUAAACUACUUAAAAACAAUUUAUUGUCCGGCACAAAUUUUGCUACGGCGAGCACCGCGGCAAUUCUACGAAAUUAAUACAUAUUUAAUGACAGCAAAUCGAAAUACAACACCGAAAUACAAAUUCCUUGCUGAUAAAAUGAUGGAAGCAAUUAAUGAGUUGCAAGCUUUGGUCGAUCAAGAAAAAAAUGAAAAAGGUAGUGGAAAAAAACAUGGAAAGAAAGAAGCUUCAAUUAAAACAGAUAAAACACCAGCAGAUAAAACAACUGAAAAUGCUGAAAAAGUUCAAAUGAAGAAACAAACAAAAGAAAAAGGAAAAAAAUAA
Messenger RNA from Brugia pahangi, 1263 nucleotides. NCBI's taxonomy places the organism in Eukaryota, Metazoa, Nematoda, Chromadorea, Rhabditida, Onchocercidae. The record is from the annotation of a GenBank genome assembly.